AUGUCGGCCCUGAUGGGGCUGGGCGCUUGCGGCGUCUCGGUGCUCUUCUUCGGCUCCAUGUUCGUCCCAAUCAAGAAGUUUGAUGCUGGCGAUGGCCUCUUCGUGCAAUGGGUGAUGUCUGGGGCGAUAGUGCUGGUUGGCUGGAUCUGCUGGGGCCUCCGCUCGUUCCCCGGCUUCUACCCGCUAGCCAUCUUCGGUCUGUUCGGCAUGAAGGCGCACCCACCGGCUUCAUCGAUUCUCAACUAUUUGGGGCUCGCGCUGGUGCUCACGGGUGGCUUCCUCUUCUCGCGUGUAAAAGGCAACGCUGAUGAGACGGAAGACGACACGGCUGGCAAACGGAUCACGCUUCAUCUUACGAACGGCGAGUGCGAGAAGCUGAAUGUCGGCGAUGGAUCGGACGAUGAGGAAAGCGGAAAGGAUAAAACGGCCGAAGAUACGACCAUCGAAGGUGUUGAGGCAAAGCGAAAGGCAUCUGGCCGUGGCCUAGGCAUCGUCCUUGCUCUAAUCUCCGGCUGCUUCUACGGGCUGACGUUCGUGCCAGUGAUCUACAUGCAAGACAACCCGGAAAACUUCCCGGGGGCUCCUGUUGACGGGCUGAGCUACGUGUUCUCGCACUAUUUUGGAAUCUUCAUCUCUGGCACUGCACUUUUUCUCGGAUACGCGAUUUUCAAGAAAAACAAGCCAAUAAUCAACCCUGAAAUCACGCUGCCCUCUUUUGCCGGCGGACUGAUGUGGGCCAUCGCGCAAUCAUCGUUCUUCAUCGCGAAUGACAACCUGUCACAGGCUGUCACGUUCCCGAUCAUCACCACCCUGCCCGGCUGCGUCGCGUCGUUGUGGAGCAUUCUGUACUUCAGGGAAAUCAAGGGCCAACGCAACUUGACGACGAUGGCCGUCGCCAUUGCUGUCACCCUGACUGGGGCCAGCCUCGUUGGACUAUCGAAAAUCGUGAACUUA
Mesorhabditis spiculigera is the source of this 954-nucleotide messenger RNA. Lineage: Eukaryota; Metazoa; Nematoda; Chromadorea; Rhabditida; Rhabditidae. The record is from the annotation of a GenBank genome assembly.